CUCUUUUUAUUUUAUUUUUGUUUUUUCUUUCUCCUUCACUUUUUUUUUCCUUAUUAAAUCGUAAGGUUAUCUUGUUCUUCCCCUUCCUCUCUUUUUUUUUUUUUCUUUAUCCUUUCCUCUUUUUAUUAUAUUUCUAGUCAUUUUUAUUGUUAUUUCUUUUUUAUAUAUUUUUUCUUAUCCUCCAAAUACUUCAAUCCUUCUUUUUUGGUUCAUCUAUAUUUUUUUUUCCCUCGCAUGAUGGCAGAAUUAGUUCAGGAACAGAAACCUAAUUCGACAACAACGGCAGUGAACGAUGGGCAGUCGUCGACUGCUUCCACCACACCUGUACGGAAACGGACUCGCGCCACUGCCGAUCAAUUAGCAGUGCUGGAAGAUACGUUUGCAGUGAACGUGAGCCCCAACAGUAAAUUACGUAAACAGCUAUCAGAAAAGUUGCAGAUGAGUGAAAGAUCCAUACAAAUCUGGUUUCAAAACCGACGAGCCAAGGUGAAACAUAUGCAGAAGCGAGCACAAAUGCAAAUGCAUCAAGCAUCGAUACGAGCACAAAUGUACUAUUAUCAACAACAACAGCAGCAGCAUCAACACCCAAGGCCACAUUCACACCAGCAGCAACGACAAUAUUUUCAGCAUCUGUCUGCCACAGUGCCUCCGCCUCCACCACCACAAUCGAAGCUGCCACUUAUGCCGUGUAACCCGUAUUCGAUGCUUUACACAAAUACAGCCAGCCAUAUGGCCAUUUCUCGUGCUCAAAGUGUCGAUGCGAUUCAACCUGUUCCCAAUGUGUAUGUCACCCCACCACCAGGUGUGUGGCCCACCCCUUCCACCAUGAUGCGCCAGAGUAUGCCGCCGCACCAGCUUAAAGAUGUGCACCUGGAUUUUCCCGCUUAUAUCCAUGGACCCAUGUCGCCAUCGCCCAGUCCUCACCCGAAUACCAUGACAGUGACACCCUCAACGAUACCCACUCUUGUCUCUGUACCGGAUGCAGGUCCUACCGCCAUGCUCACCACUCAGACCUCCGUAUCAACACCGCCCCCGGGAACUGUCAUGUGGCCCACAGCUUCUGCAGUGCAACCUAGCAACUCCGCCCCUGCAUCAACGAUCGACCCUUCUAAUCUUAUGAUGACACCUCCCAGUAAUGACAACGAUCUACACUUGAGCGUGACCACGCUCACGAUCGGUACCUGGCAUCGUUUGAAAAUGUCCAAUUCGGAUCUGCUGUGCUUGUUCAACCCAGCCCAACGAGUGCUUGCUUGGCAUGUCGUCGAUAGUGGUUGUCACUUUAAAAUAGAGAUCGCCUUGGACGCCGUCGUGAGCAUCCAGUACACCGCCUGCGAUGUAUUGGGCGAAGUGCAUAUUGAUCUCAGUGAAUCGCCUCAGUUUUUCAUGCAGUCACAAGAAGAUCCAUCCACGGACUCACAGUGGAUUCAGUGCAGUGAUUUUACCGAGGGGAAACAGGCCUCCCACCUGUAUCGUCACACCGUUCAAGGCUUGGCCCACCAGAUCAAACAGGAGUUGACAGCGUGGACAACCCAUCAUGAAGAGAUGAGACUUCUUGUACAUUUUGUCGAAUCCGAGCCCGACUCUACUUUUGCUGAUCCUUCUUCGUCUAUUACUACUACCUUGAUGCUUCCCACCGGUGACAUGUCAUACUCUUCGCCAUCCCAUCCUUCGUUCCUCCCGUCCUCGCACAUUUCCGCUGUAUCCUGUUCUUUUUCCCCCGCUCCUCCUUCUCUGUCUUCCAUUCCGACCGAAACGUUAACCUACGUUGACCCUGCCAAUCUGAGCUACAGUACCACCUCCGACCUGCCAUCGACGCUUUCCUCUUGCGACUAUCUUUACAGUGCUUCUAACAAGCAAUGUCACACCCAGUCAGAGUUGAUGCCGCUGGCCAAUUAAAAAAUUGUUUGUUGUUUGGACAGUUGAACUUGACGUUGUAGGCCAAUCAAAAUCAAUCUUACGUUUUUAGAAAUGAAAAAAGUCGUAUUUUAUAAAAAAUGUUGCUUGCCUGGAAAUCAUUGCGACGGUUUUCUUGGCACUCAAAGACUAAUAUCGACGCAGACACAGUAGUUUAUAUGAGAG
Messenger RNA from Radiomyces spectabilis, 2079 nucleotides. RefSeq lists its product as uncharacterized. Gene Ontology annotation, molecular function: RNA polymerase II transcription regulatory region sequence-specific DNA binding; DNA-binding transcription factor activity, RNA polymerase II-specific. Gene Ontology annotation, biological process: neuron differentiation; regulation of transcription by RNA polymerase II. The coding region runs from base 235 to 1896 and encodes 553 amino acids. Lineage: Eukaryota; Fungi; Mucoromycota; Mucoromycetes; Mucorales; Radiomycetaceae. The record is from RefSeq and is a predicted model, not a curated record. The transcript has 2 exons. Gene Ontology annotation, cellular component: nucleus.